AUGGAAGUCGGAGCAGCUACAUUCAUGAGCGAUCAGCCUGGCAUCUCCGGGGCGGGUGCGCAGAAACCAAAGAAGAAACGAAUUAGGAAUUGGACGGUGGAGGACCAGACUGUCAACUGUGAGUUUGAGCAGUCACGCCGCGAGGCUUUCAGCAAGCGCUUGAUGGGCAGUUGCCUAAUCACACUGAGUAGCACUUGGUGCUAA
Molecule: messenger RNA, 204 nt
Organism: Penicillium canariense
Lineage: Eukaryota; Fungi; Ascomycota; Eurotiomycetes; Eurotiales; Aspergillaceae
Exons: 1
Coding region: 1-204 (67 amino acids)
Source: RefSeq, a predicted model, not a curated record